UCAAGAUAAAAUUACCUCCUUUUGUUCCCUCUGCUCCACUGCCGCCUUUUUGGGGGAACACAUAAGAGGACAUUCUAUCUUAAACACCAUCCAUCAAACUUUGGAAACCAACAAUCACAAUAACGUGUCACACACACUGUAUAUACAUAAUAGUUAUGUGGUAUUGUCGUAAAAGUUGUAAGAUGGAUAGACAUAUGCUAGAUUGGGAACAAUUUAAUUUCCUCCCAAUUUAGAGCAACUAAAUGUGAUGUGUUGCCCACCCACAUUUUUUUAUGGAGUUUCUCCCACCAUACUCCCCAUUCCUAAAUCCCAUUGAUUAUUGAUCCCAUUGACUCUUUUCUGCAUGGAGAUGGAGGGUAUAUGAUUACCGUCCUCACAACCAGUUGUUACGGUGACCGAGACGGUUCAACACAAAUUCAAAAGCGACAACAGAAGUGAGCGUGUUGUUGACAAAAAGAGGAAAGUUCUUGUAUGUUUGAGAAGCUGAUGGACACCCAGGAUCAGACAUCUUUAGUGGGGGCAGGACUGCUGUCCAGGCUGACGCACAUGAUGCACUUUGGGAGGAGUAGAGUUGGGCCUGCAGAGUCCAGCCUCAGCAGCCAGAGGACAGAGAACAACAUGAGGAGCAGGAGCAGUGAUGGUCAGCUAGCCCUGGCUGCACAAAACAUGAACAACUGCAACAACAAUGAUGGUAAAAAAGAUGCCAAGAAAGAGGAACCUAAAAAGGAUGAUAAGAAAGAUGACAAGAAAGAUGACAAGAAAGAUGACAAGAAAGAUGCUAAAAAGGAAGAACCAAAGCAGGUGUGGAUCAUGGACCCUGCCACAGAUACAUACUAUUACUGGCUGUGCACAAUAUCCAUCCCAGUGUUCUACAACCUUAUGUUCCUAGUGGCCAGGGCUUGUUUUAAUGACCUGCAGUAUACAAAUACAACGCUGUGGAUGGUUUUGGAUUACUCUUCCGAUGUCCUCUACUACAUUGACACCUUUGUGAGAGCCAGGACAGGUUAUCUGGAGCAAGGUCUUCUUGUAAAGGAUGAGAAGGUCCUGAAAGAAAAGUACAUGAAGACACACCAGUUCAAAUUUGACAUUAUAUCAAUUAUUCCCACAGAUUUUAUAUUUCUCAUAAUUGGAAUUGACAACCCAGAGUGGCGAUUCAACCGUCUCUUUAGGUUAGCCCGUCUUUUUGAGUUCUUUGACCGGACUGAAACUCGAACAAAUUAUCCCAACAUCUUUCGAAUUGCUAAUCUUGUACUUUACAUUAUCAUCAUUAUCCACUGGAAUGGUUGCCUUUUCUUUGCCAUCUCCAAGACGCUUGGCUUUGGCUCAGACACCUGGGUAUAUCCAGACCUAAAGACGCCUCAGUAUUCUCGCCUGUCCAGGCAGUACAUCUACUGCUUUUACUGGUCCACUCUUACUCUGACAACUAUCGGUGAGACACCGCCCCCAGUCCGAGACAUUGAAUACUUUUUUGUGGUAGCUGACUUCCUCACUGGGGUUCUGAUCUUUGCUACGAUUGUAGGCAAUGUUGGGGCCAUGAUUUCCAACAUGAGUGUUGCACGUGUAGAGUUCCAGGCUAAGAUUGACUCUAUAAAGCAAUACAUGCAGUUUCGGAAGGUCACCAAAGACCUGGAGGUUAGGGUGGUAAAGUGGUUUGACUACCUGUGGACAGAGGAGAAAACCUGUGAUGAGAAGCUGGUGCUGAAGAACCUGCCAGACAAGCUAAAGGCUGAGAUAGCCAUCAAUGUACAUCUGGAGACUCUAAGUAAAGUGCGCAUCUUUCAAGACUGUGAAGCAGGUUUGCUUGUUGAGUUGGUCCUUAAACUUCAGCCUCAAGUUUUCAGUCCUGGUGACUACAUCUGUAAGAAGGGGGACAUUGGCAGGGAAAUGUAUAUCAUCAAAGGAGGUAAGCUGGCUGUGGUAGCAGAUGAUGGGGUUACCCAGUUUGUGGUCCUAAGUGAUGGGGCAUACUUUGGAGAAAUUAGUAUCCUCGGUAUCAAGGGCAGUAAGGCAGGAAACCGAAGAACAGCCAACAUCCGAAGUGUGGGCUACUCUGAUCUGUUUGCACUGUCCAAAGAUGAUCUAAUGGAGGCACUCACUGAGUAUCCUGAUGCUAAAAAUAUGCUGGAGGAGAAGGGAAGGGCCAUCCUGAUGAAAGAUAAUCUCAUUGAUGAGUCACUGGUCAAUGCUACUGACGCCAAAGACUUGGAGGAAAAAGUCAACAAGAUUGAAGCCAGUUUGGAUGUCAUGAUGGUUAAAUUUCAAAGGCUGACAAACCAGUAUGAAUCUUCCCAGCGUAAAAUCAAGCAACGGCUCAUUAAUGUGUCGAACCAGGUCCGAACACUCAGAGUAGACAAUGAGUAGAUCUUGGCUUUGCACUACUACUGCCAGUCUUAUGGAAUGUUCAGGACAUAUGUUAAAGGUCAUCUGUUCUGUAGGACUUUUUGUAUACACCAAAUGGCAUAUGAUCAGCAGCUAAACAGUCAACAUUCAUUUUCCCCAUAUAUGGUCAAAUAGAAAGGUUGCCUUGAAAGUUUACCAUCCUCAUAAACACAGAUAUUCAGAGCUGGCUGGGUACCUCAAUACUUAAUAAGUAUUAACUGAAUUGUGUCCCUACUGAGUGUCAAAAAACUGAGUCCUGUUUACAACCUUUAAACAGGUUUUCUCUGAUAAUUUACUUGCUCUACUGGCUUGAUUGGUUAAAUUACAAAAAAGUUUUUUCAAUGAGUAACAAAAGGCAACAAAUAAGGUACCAAUUUGGUCUCAGAACUAAAAUUUGUCUUACUAUUGCACCUGUCAUUUCAAUAAUCCAAUACAUAUUCGUAAUACAACUGUCAAUUUGCCUAGAUCUUCAGUAAAAUGCAGUUUCUCCCACACUGACCAAAAUUUAACAGGUACGUGAUUGAACAAAAUACUAUGCUUUUUCAUUAUCAUUUGUGAUAUUUGCAGCAUGAUUUAGUGUCCUGGGUCUGUUUUUCAAAAACUGUUUCAAAUAAACCGCUUUGAAGUCA
Perca fluviatilis (European perch) is the source of this 3008-nucleotide messenger RNA. Its product is annotated as cyclic nucleotide-gated channel cone photoreceptor subunit alpha-like. Gene Ontology annotation, biological process: monoatomic cation transmembrane transport. The transcript is spliced from 8 exons. The coding region runs from base 472 to 2361 and encodes 629 amino acids. Lineage: Eukaryota; Metazoa; Chordata; Actinopteri; Perciformes; Percidae. Gene Ontology annotation, cellular component: intracellular cyclic nucleotide activated cation channel complex; plasma membrane. Gene Ontology annotation, molecular function: intracellularly cGMP-activated cation channel activity; intracellularly cAMP-activated cation channel activity; cGMP binding. The record is from RefSeq and is a predicted model, not a curated record.